UUUUUUUUUUCCCUUCUUUUCUCUUUCCACUUUAUUUCCUAAUUCUCUUUUGUUGUUUUACUUUCACUUUAAUAUAAUAGUAUUAUUUAAUAAUAGAAAAAUUCCAUUGAUGACAUCAAAUAUCAAACUGGCCUGCGUGAUGGUAGGUUUACCAGCUCGAGGGAAAACCUUCAUAUCGUACAAAGUAUCAAGGUACCUUCAAUGGUUAGGCAUCAAGACUAAAGUAUUUGAUGUUGACGAUUAUCAAAGAAAACUUAAGAAUAUAUUAUACCACCAAGACCAUUGUGAAUUAUCAGAAACGACGGCAGAAAAACAAGUGUUAGACGAUAUGUUGGAUUGGUUCCAGUUAGAUGACAAUAAAACAAAAGCGACUAUGAGUGGUACUGUGGCAAUAUAUGAUGGAACGAAUAUUACAAAAGCAAAACGAAAAUGGAUUCAUGAUACUUUGAAUAAUAAGAAUGUACAAGUAUUAUUUGUGGAAUCACAAUGUGAUGAUGACAACUUGAUUCGUGAAAAUAUUCGUAAUGUCAAACUAUCACCUACAAUUAUGCAACAAGAAAAAGCAAUUGAUGAUUAUUUGGCUUAUGUUAAUAAACAUAAAGAUACAUAUGAAACAAUGACUGAACCUGAUUAUACCUAUAUCAAACUUAUCAAUGCUGGUCAACAAUAUGUUAUCAACCUAGUUCGUGGUUAUUUGGAAAGUCGAAUUGUAUAUUACCUCAUCAAUCUUAAUAUCAAAAAGAAACGUAUUUGGCUUAGUAGGCAUGGUGAAUCACAAUUCAAUGUACAAGAUAGAAUAGGUGGUGAUGCAGAUUUAUCACCAAGAGGAGAAGAAUAUGCUCGAAAACUUCCCUCGUUGAUCUCCAAACAUAUAGGUGAUGAACUUCCUUUAACUGUAUGGACAUCUACUAUGAAACGAACCAAUCAAACUGCUCGAUACAUCAAGUACCCAAAGAAACAAUGGAAAGCUUUGGAUGAAUUGGAUACUGGUGUAUGUGAUGGAAUGACUUAUGAUGAAAUCGCGAAAAAAUACCCUGAAGAUUUUAUUCAACGUGAUCAAGACAAGUUCAACUUUCGAUAUAGUGGUGGAGAAAGUUAUAGAGAUUUGGUUUUACGAUUGGAACCUGUGAUUAUGGAAUUGGAACAACAUGAAAGAAUACUUAUUAUUGCUCAUCAAGCGACUAUUCGAUGUCUUUAUGCCUAUUUUAUGAAUUUGGAUCAUGAACAACUUCCUUAUGCAAGGGUACCUUUACAUACUUUGAUUGAAUUAACACCAACAGCUUAUAACUGUGAAGAAAAAUUAUAUAAAGCCGAUAUUGAAAGUGUUGAUACUUAUCGUCCAAAAUUCGCAGGUGUGGAAAAUGCCAAAAAAUCAUCCAAUAAAACUAGUGGUGUCAGUGGAGAAAUAAUAGAUAGUUCAGAACCCAUUUUACCCCUUAGUCCACAUCCUUGAAUAUAUAGAAAUAAAAACAUGUAAUUGUAUACUUCCUCCUUAUUUAUGUCAUUUUUUCUUUUCUUUAUAGACUGAAUUUUAAUAAUUUAUACUCAACAGACUGAAACCAAGCAUUACAUUUUUUUUUUUUCAUUUUCUCACUCUUUUUUUUUCAUUUUCUUUU
Molecule: messenger RNA, 1616 nt
Organism: Halteromyces radiatus
Lineage: Eukaryota; Fungi; Mucoromycota; Mucoromycetes; Mucorales; Cunninghamellaceae
Product: 6-phosphofructo-2-kinase-domain-containing protein
Exons: 8
Coding region: 110-1453 (447 amino acids)
Biological process (GO): fructose metabolic process; fructose 2,6-bisphosphate metabolic process
Cellular component (GO): cytosol
Molecular function (GO): ATP binding; 6-phosphofructo-2-kinase activity; fructose-2,6-bisphosphate 2-phosphatase activity
Source: RefSeq, a predicted model, not a curated record